AUUUGUAACCAGAGGGGAACCCGCCCCAGGGACUGCAGUGGGGUUACUCCUGAUCUAUGCGAGUCCAUUGGCUCCUGUCCAGCCCUGAGGCCAGGAAGAGCCGCCCUGCCAGAUGCUGGGAGCCCGUUGCCCACACUCCAGCGCUGCCCUGCUCUCAGCCGUCCUCCUCCUGCACGUUCAGGCUGCAGUGGCUGUGAGUUUCCAGGUGCUGGUUCCCACCAGCCCCCUCUCCGCCCCGCUGGGGGGCACUGUGCUGCUGCCCUGCCACCUCUCCCCCGCGCUCAGCGCCCAGGCCAUGCAGGUGAAAUGGAGCCAGCCCCAGCUAGGCCAGGACGUCCACGUGUACCUGCCGGAUGGGAGCGAGGUGCAGGGUGAGAGGUACCGGGGCAGGACGGAGCUCCUGCGGGACGAGAUCCAGAGAGGCAGCCUGGCCCUGCGGAUCUGGAACCUCACCCUGCGGGACGAAGGGCGCUACCUCUGUGACUUCCAGUCCGACACCUACUUCAGUGAUGCCGCGUUGGAGCUCCGCCUGACGAGCUCUGGUUCGGAUCCCCUCCUCCACGUCGGUUUGUACGAGGACAAGGGGGUCUCGGUCACAUGUCUAUCUGCAGGGUGGUACCCGGAGCCCAAUGUGCUCUGGAGAAACAGCCAUAAAAAAAUCCUGAGUCCAGAGUCCGAACGGAAACUGCAAAGUGACGACGGCUUAUUCAACGUCUCCAGCACCGUGGUGAUGACCGAGAGCUCGGAUCCAGCACUGACCUGCACCCUCAGCCCUGGCUCGCCCGACCCAGAGAAAGUAUCGGCCAUUUUCAUCUCCGACACUUUCUUCCCCAGAGUUUCCUCCUGGCGGGUCCCCCUCUUUGUAAUCCUGACGAUCUGUGUUUGCUUCCUCGCCUUGGCUGCCCUCUGCCUAUGGAGGAUUCACAAAAAGAAAGAGGAAAGCCACGGCAGACCAAGUUGGAAAGAAGCAUUUCUCAAAGCCGCGGACGUGACCCUGGACCCAAAAACAGCUCACCCCAGUCUGGAGCUGUUUGCAGAGAGGAAGGGCCUAAGGAACACAGGUCCAAGACAAUCACUGCCUGAAGGCCCGGGGAGAUUCGACGUUUACUCCUGCGUGCUCGGCUCCGAUGGCUAUGAGUCGGGGAUGCAUUACUGGGACGUGGAGGUGGCCGGCACAGGGGGCUGGGCUUUGGGCGUCACCAGGGAGUCUGCCAGCAGGAAGGGAUGGUUCAUGUUCAGCCCCAAGCAAGGCACGUGGGCCAUCCAGCUCUCCAGGGGCCAGUACCGGGAAGUCACUCCAGAAUGGAGCCCGCUGGACCCGCCCCAGAACCCUGGCAAGGUCAGAGUGUAUCUGGACUAUGAAGGAGGGGUUGUGUGCUUCUACGAUGCUGACACCAUGGCCCCCCUCCACGCCUUCACUGCCCUCUUUACGGGGAAGAUCUACCCGUUCUUCUGGCUCUGGUCUGUAGGGACCUGCCUUAGACUGUGUCCCUGAGCCUUUCCCAGCCCGAUCUCUGCACAUGCAAACCUGCUGAUGCAACACACCAGCCAUCACAAUGGGUCGGUGGGGAGGGAUGGAAGAGACGCAUGUAUAGGCUGUUGGCCAUGUUUUAUUAGUGACGACCCCUUGCUGGAAGGCUGUUUUCACACUACGUAAAUGGAAAUAAACCUGUUCUUCAAAAAAGAAAAGCAAAUUCCAUCACACGCAAAGGUAACAUCCCCCUCUGACAAAGUGGAAAUCGUCUGUGAUAUUUUUAUGACACCUAUACGUGCCUCAGUUUCCCUUACAUGCUGCAUUGUUACCCAGUGGGGGGGGGAAAGAGCUGUUUGCUCUCAGGGCAGGCUAAGAGACAUAGGUGUGGGUGUUGCCCUGCUGUCUGGGCCUCAGUCCCCAUAUCAGUGGAGCAUCUGGGAAGACCAUAGCAAAUCCAGUCACCAGGACAUUGGCACCUACCAUCCAAGGACCCAGAGGGAGAUGGAUUCCGUCUCCGCAGGGAGCUGAGCAACAUCCGCCAGCUGGAGAACAGAGGACUGGAGAUGGGGAGGUUGGGGUAUAAGAUUUGGGUGCUCACCUGGAGUCUGACCAAAGAGGUCAGACGGGGAGACAGAUGGAGCUUGACCAUGGGGGUUCACUACAGCUUGGCUGGGCUCUGGGCUGACCAGAAAGGUCUAUGCUUUAAUGUUCAGUUCUCUGUGCUAACCUAGGGACUUCCUAGGCUGUGUCCAGCUGACUAAUAAACCUGACUGUUUGG
Emys orbicularis (European pond turtle) is the source of this 2252-nucleotide messenger RNA. Its product is annotated as butyrophilin subfamily 1 member A1-like. Gene Ontology annotation, molecular function: signaling receptor binding. The transcript is spliced from 8 exons. Gene Ontology annotation, cellular component: external side of plasma membrane. NCBI's taxonomy places the organism in Eukaryota, Metazoa, Chordata, Testudines, Emydidae. Gene Ontology annotation, biological process: regulation of cytokine production; T cell receptor signaling pathway. Bases 113 to 1495 code for a protein of 460 amino acids. The record is from RefSeq and is a predicted model, not a curated record.